Molecule: messenger RNA, 3098 nt
Organism: Cornus florida
Lineage: Eukaryota; Viridiplantae; Streptophyta; Magnoliopsida; Cornales; Cornaceae
Exons: 1
Coding region: 305-2689 (794 amino acids)
Source: RefSeq, a predicted model, not a curated record
AGAAUUUAUUUGGAAAAAUGUGGGGAAUCCAAGCUGAAGAAAGCUGGUGAAUGUUUUUCUCUAGCAGGAUGCUAUUUGCAUUCAGCGGAAGUGUAUGCUAAGGGCAAUUAUUUUUCCGAGUGCUUAUCAGUUUGCACCAAAGGAAAAUUAUUGGACUUGGGUCUUCAAUGUAUCCAAUACUGGAAACAACAUAUUCCUAUGAAUGGUGAUAUGAUCACAAGAUGUAGUGAAAUAAAAAAAAAUUGAACAAGAGUUUCUGGAGAGUUGUGCACUUAACUAUUUUGAGCUUAAAGAUAACAAUUCCAUGAUGAAAUUUGUUAGGACUUUUCAUUCAAUGGAUUUGAGGCGCAAUUUCUUGAAGUCUUUGGAUUGCCUUGAUGAACUCUUUUUGUUGGAAGAAGAAUCAGGAAACUUUUUGGAGGCGGCAGAGAUUGCAAAGCUGAGAGGAGAUCUUCUACUGGAAGCUGAGCUGCUAGGGAAGGCUGGACAUUAUUGUGAUGCAUCAUUGCUCAUUCUCUGGUAUGUGUUUUCCAACUCACUAUGGAUUUCUGGAAGCAAGGGUUGGCCAUUGAAGCAGUUUGCACAAAAGAAAGAACUCUUAGCAAAUGCCAAAUUGUUAGCAAAGAAAGAAUCAUAUGCUUUCUCAGAAUCCUAUGUUUUCUAUGAAUCUGUUUGUACUGAGGUUAACAUUUUAUCGAAUGAACAGAGUAAGUUGUUUGAAUUGAAUAACUAUUUCAAUGCCUCCCAACGACAGAAAAGCCUCAGGGGAGAAAUUUUAUCCAUUAGAAAAAUUCUGGAUGCUCAUUUUCAUUUCAAUACCUUAAAGUAUGCAUGGGAAGAUGAAUUGAUAGUGGAUCUGACAAAUCAUUCAGAAGAAAAAAUUUCACAGAACCUUGUGUCUGUUGAAACACUGGUUUACUUUUGGAAUAUGUGGAAAGAGUAUGUCGUAAAUAUCUUUGAGUAUCUUGGGUGUCUUGAAACCCAAAAUGUUAGUAAAUAUCAAGGUUUUGGUGAGUUCUGUUUGAAUUAUUUUGGCGUGCGAAAGCAGUUCAAUAAUCUGAAUAUCACUUAUGUUUUGAUGAACUCUGAUGCCGAUUGGGUGAGAGAACUUGACGACAGAUUUCUCCGAAGUAGUGGAAAGUUGGUAUCUGUUGAUGUUCACCAGUUUGUCUCAGCUGCCCGGACUCAUUGGCAUGCAGAAUUACUUGCUGUUGGAAUGAAGGUGUUGGUGAAGCUUGAAGCCCUCUAUAAGUUCACUGCCAGGAAUUCCUCAUCUGUGUUUUGCCAAAGCAUAUGUCUCAUUCAUAUAUUUGAGGUUACAAAGUUUCUCCUAGAGUCCAAGUUUCAUGAUCUCAAGCACCAUGAUACUAGGAAAUUGCAGACAUUUUUUGAACUAUCUACCGAGUACUUCCAAAAAGUGUUUCCUUUUGACUGGAGAGAAUCAUUGGCAGAGAAUAUGAUUUCUCUGAGGGGAACUGAGCUUUCAAGGAAGUUGCUUGAAGAAGUUAUUUGUAGGAACCUCAAAGGUAAACUGACAUAUGGACAAAUAGGGAGGGUGGUAAUGGUGUGGCUUGGAUCUAAAACGCCAGCUGAUGAACUAUGCGAGGAGUUUGUUAAAAGGUUUGAUGUGGAUUCAUCAUGGAGGGUAUUCGUUGAGAAUCUCAGAGGGAAAGAAGAUAUAGAAUCUUCACCUUCCAGCAGUUCUAUUGAGGCUGUUGGGGUUUCUUUGGUUCACGAAUUCCUUAAAGCUAUGGAAGAUACUUUUAAUGUUAAUUGGAGGAAUGAAAUUGACUAUAUAUCACCUAGUUGUUUCUUGUAUCUUGUUGAGCACCUUCUGAUCUCAGCAUCUUACGUGCAGGAGGAGGGAUACUUUCUCACUACAAAGUCUUCAUUUAUUGAGUGGCUUUUUCAUCUGCAACCAAACACCAACCCCAGUGCCAAUUUAGUAACUGAUGUGCAAAUGCCUAAGUACGUGAUAUUUGGUUUUGUGUCUCGCAGCCUCCAGCAAUUUGUUUAUAAUAAGAAGGAAACGGCAGAUAGGAUUAAAAAUUCUAACAUUAAUUUUAAUUACUACUAUCCACUGCUGGUGCUGAGACUUUUUGUUUUAUUGUGUUUACUUUGUGCGGGUACUGGAUAUUAUUUUGAUGUACUUUUUACUUUGCUGUGGUGGAAUGAUAUUACUUCAAAGUUACCAAGGGAAUUCUUCACUGCCCUUCGGAACGAUAGAAAAAUUUAUGACUUUAGUGUAUUUGAAGGUGUAAAAGUAAGUGUUGCUGAAGCAUUUAAAAAGAUAGGGGACCCUCUUGUGGUAGUGAGCUUGGGAGGAGAUUGUUCAGAGUUACUUUUCCCUGAUGCCAUUUUUGUGGACAUGAGAGAUAUGCAAUGCAAAGAGGAUAUCAUGAGAGUGUUGUUUCCCACGAAUACCAAAGCUUACCAAGGGAAAAAGGUAGCUGUUGAAGAGACUUCAAGGAAUUCAUGGGGUGAAAAAAAUUCUCUGAACUGUGAUGAUCAGGGGAAGUGUUAUAUUGUACAGUCUUGUAGUUUUGCUUCCAUGGAAGAUCGGAGCACAAACACUAAGAAUGGAAAGGAAGGCAACCUGCAAACAGAUUGGGGGCUUUUAUGGGAAAUUUCCGAUAUUUUAAAGCCUCUGGAUGAUAAAAGAGAGGGAAUUUUGAUGAAAUGUAGUUGAAGACACAAAUGCUUUAGAGUGAGGCACCAUAUGACAGCAAGGCUGAGGGUAAGGGAACUAGCAACUCUAAUGAAGACACUAUGAAGUCGGCUAAUGUUUCCUCCGAAGCACAAAACAAGGGGAAGGGAAACAGCAAGUCCAAGAAAAGCGGGAAGGGAAACAGAAGUCCAAGAAAGGCAGAAAAUGAAUAGCUAUGCACUGUCAAAAUCUCAAGGUGGUGGUAUUAUUACUAAGAUAUGUUACUAUUCUAUAUGUAAAUGUUACAACUGUGAAUUGAUAGAAAAUAUAAACUGGUCGUUUAUCAAUAUGUGAUAGAAAGGGAUUGUGCUACUCUAGGUGGUAGCUUAUUUUCUGUUUACCCAACUUUAUCAAGUUUUGGUAAAUGAACCUAGAAAGUAAAUUGAGAUCA